GUCACCUGAGCUCUGGUCACCUGGUAGUAUGCUACUGAAUAUAAGCUAGGCCUCUGGAGACGAAUCCCGGUAAACUUGAUAGGCGGGGUCGAAGAUACCCGUCUAUAAACUGAGUACUCAAACCUACACAUAAUGUACUUUAAGGAUUAUAUUGCACCGUGCCUAUUAACCGUGGCCAAUCAAAAGAAAAGAACACUUUAUGGUCCAAUAAACAGAGUGUAAAGUUACAAAUCCACCUCCCAUGGAGUUUUGAAAGCAAGUCGUCACAGAAAGCAAGUCGGUAUAGACGCCAAGCACCGAAACAACCAAGAAAAAGCACUAUCAAAAGUCAACCAUGAAGUGUGGAUUUCUGCUUAUUUUUCUUGUUGGUUCAUGCCAUGGAUUAUCAAGGAAACACUGGCUUAAAAACUUGAAUUUUGACAACACUGAAAACUGGGAUAAAAAUCGAGUUCCAUGUGCAAAUGAUAGGAUUAUCAUCCCAAACCAAUCGGAGUCUGUUUACGUGCAAACCAACACCACUCUCCGUGAGAUGGUUUUGCCAGUGGAUGGGGAGGUUGUUCUUGGUCAAAAUAUUGUCAUCAAUUUUGCAAGUGAUGCAGCUGUAGAUUUGGAAUGCAAUGGAGAAGACUUAACCUACAGUCGCAACAAAAUCAAGAACUGGUUUGACCCAGCUAACUGGAAAGAUGAGGAUGUGAACGUGAAUGUUGAAACAGAGCGUGUUCCUUGUACCAUAGACCAGGUGGUAUUCCCGUCUAAAAGCUUAUUUCACGUUCAACUCGACCAAAGUUUGUCCAUUGCAACUAUGAAGAUUGGCACAGAGGCAUACACAACAAAAAGUCUGGCAAGUUUCUUUGACAGUCCAUCAGGCCUAAAGCAGUUUGAACGCAUUAAUGCAGCGUCAAUAGAAUUGACACAGAAGACACAGUGUGAUGAUAUUACUGGAUGCGUUUGUGGCAAUGACAAGAGUGUGAUCAAAGAUAAAAUUUGUGGCCUUUACGAGUGUCCUAAUAUCGCAUGUCAGUCGCCGCUGCGGGCGGUAGGCGGCUGUUGUAAUCUGUGCGGUGGAAUGUUGACAAUGAAUUACUAUGAAAGUAAAUUUAACAUGGAGCUUUUCAAGCAAGAUAUGUAUGACACAUAUUCAUCAGCAGAAUACAUAGGAACAAGGGAUAGAAAAAAGAGGGACACUGCAACAAAUGAUGGUGUAGAUUUGUAUAUAUCUAAGGUCACAGGUGACAAAAUACAGAUGGUGUUAACGGAUAAAGUUCCAGGCACAGAUAAUGGAAAAAACGCUUCGGAUAAAGCAAGGAAAAUCAAAGAUGAUCUUGCAAAGAAUAACAGGUAUGGCGUCUACAACAUAUAUUUGCAAGCAACUUCAGCAGCAACAGGCAAACAAAACCAGAAAGGAGACAUGAGUGCUGGUGCAGUAACAGGUGUUGUGAUUGCGGUUAUCAUCAUUCUUGUAAUUGUGAUUAUUCUCAGCUACAUGUUCGUCAAACGCAGGCCCCUAAGUAGGACAUGGUUCAAGAAGGAUGAACCAUUAGAUGCAUCGCUUGAGAUGGCUCCAGGCAUCGCUGUCGUGGACUUGAGUUUUGAUAACCCUAUGUAUGAUAGUCCUACUAAGGAGAAUUUCUACAUGGAUCCUUCCCGUCCUUUUCCAAAUCUAGAUGACGACACUUCAUUCUCCGCCGGAUCUCCAAUCGAUGAUGAUCGCAGCCACAGCAUACUAUCUUUCUCCAACCCAUUACCAGACGACUUGCCGGACCGUACCUUGAAGAAGACCGCCCCGGCUGAAGAAGGUGGCGUCAAGGCCUUCACCAACCCUCUCCCGGAGGACUUGGGAGAUUUGGGUACCCCUACCGUGAUGGACCCCAUUCAAUCCCCUGACACCAAAAAAGGAAUGGAAGAUGAGACCGAUGCGUAGGUUGUGAAAGUGACAAGACAGAAACCUACAUGUAAUCAUCCAGUCUAUAGGGAGAUUUUGCAUCCUUACGAAAACACUAACGAAUACGUCAUUGUCAUUAUUGUCAAUCAUGCCGAAAACAGUCUUGACAAUAUGCUGUAUCAGCUGAAUAUAAUUCUUCAUUCAUGCAAAACGCAUAAAUCACCUACGUUGUGGCACAUAUACUACUGUAGGGUUGUCUAAAAAAUUGGUGACGUAACUGUAUUUGUUAUCAUUUACGUAAGCUUGCGAAAACUCUCUUAACGUUUUAUUUUAACCAAUACAUAGGGCACUUUAUAUAUCAAUUUUAUAUGCAUUUAGUAUACUCAAUAUAAAAUAAAUGUGUCCUUAGAGUAGCAUGCAUGGAAAAUGUUAGUACUCCGAACCACGUGUGGAAUAUGCUUUUGAAUUUUAGAAUGAUUUUAAUAUAAAGCAAUACACAACAUGAGAUAUGUGUCCAUAGGUAGCAUGAUCAGAAUAUUUUAAUACCAAUUUACAUUCCUUGAAUACUGAAUAAUUUUAAUGUGGGUAAUUUUAAAAAUAUCUUAGAUUUCAUAAUAUAUUCAAAAUUUCCCAAAAUAUAUAAAAACAUAAAAUUGUGUUUUAACAUCAAUAGCUGUGUCUGUAUUACACAGUAUUUUAGCAGUAUUGUAAAUAAAUACAAUUUUGAUUGUAAAA
Messenger RNA from Anneissia japonica, 2617 nucleotides. RefSeq names its product protein amnionless-like. The record is from RefSeq and is a predicted model, not a curated record. Bases 335 to 1921 code for a protein of 528 amino acids. The transcript has 12 exons. Lineage: Eukaryota; Metazoa; Echinodermata; Crinoidea; Comatulida; Comatulidae. Gene Ontology annotation, biological process: intracellular protein localization; receptor-mediated endocytosis. Gene Ontology annotation, cellular component: endocytic vesicle; apical plasma membrane.